CUCUGAAACGCAUAUUCCUCUUUAUCAUCUAUCAUCUGUCUCUCACCGUCUUUUUUAUUUCGUCUUCCUCAUCUUUCUCCUCUCCGAACCUCUCUAAGAACGAAGAGGUUCGAAAGAAAUGGCGACGGAUUACAACAGAGCCGAUGAUUUCUUAUUUUCUCAGCAACAGCAAGAGUCUACGGCUGGUGCAAAUAAAUACGGAGGACUUGUGCCAAAGAAAAAGCCUCUUAUCUCUAAGGAUUACAAACGUGCUUUCUUUGAUUCAGCAGAUUGGGCUUUACACAAGCAAGAAGCAAGUAUAGAUGAGAGAACAAUAGCGGCAAUAGAAAACCUAAGACCCAAAUUGCAGAGAACGCCUCGCAAGAAACUUCCCCCUAGAAGACCUACCUGUGCAACUGGACAUGAUAAUUUGACAGAGUCGAGCUUUUAGGGGUACAAGGAAAAGGGAUUGACGUGGAAAUGGAACGUGAUUGGUUUGGUAGUGAGCCUACUCACGUGUUUCAUGUUUCCAUUUAAAACUUGUAUGCACAGUUUGUUCGGUUUUGGUUUUUCCCCCUUGGUUCACAAAAUGCUUGUCGUUUCAAUAAAAUCGCCCAGACACUUGUUGCUGUUUCUUUCUUUU
Molecule: messenger RNA, 622 nt
Organism: Capsella rubella
Lineage: Eukaryota; Viridiplantae; Streptophyta; Magnoliopsida; Brassicales; Brassicaceae
Exons: 7
Coding region: 119-430 (103 amino acids)
Source: RefSeq, a predicted model, not a curated record